This is a messenger RNA of Linum trigynum, 3808 nucleotides long. Lineage: Eukaryota; Viridiplantae; Streptophyta; Magnoliopsida; Malpighiales; Linaceae. The record is from the annotation of a GenBank genome assembly.
CCUUAUCCAGUUCUCUGUUUGGGGACACCGGGGGUUGGGGGAGCUGGGUCCCACCCACCACCAGCAAUUGUUCUAUAUUAUUAUUUCACGACCCCAAUCCCAAACCCACUCUCAUUCUUCUCCUUCAUCCAUAUUCCCCCUUCCUUCUUUUGCACUGUCAUAGUGAAGCUCUGAGAAUGACGACGGCCAUGGCGAUGAAGUCGGCUAUUCUUCGUUCGUAUUGUCCCCUUCCUUUGCUUUCCCAAGCAAAAGCGGAACUUCCCCAUACAUCAAUAAGGGCCCUGUCCCCCACCGUCACUUGUUGUUCUUCUUCUUCUCCUUCUGCUGCUAUAGCUUCAAGAAACGUCCCCAAGCUGGAGCCGUUUAGCCGGAGCAAGUUGGAUCGGGCUCUCAAGGACCCGCCUCUCAUCCAAAAGUCUCUCAACGAACUUGCUGAUUACUGUGUAAAUCUUGAAGGCGACGAUGCUUAUAGCGGCUGGAGAGCUUAUUUCGAGCUGAAGGACCUCCAAGAUAGGGUUUCAAAGGAGGAAGUCGAGAAGCUGAUUCUCCAAGCUGGUGGAGUGAAAUCCUUGAUUGGUUGCCUACACGGUAUCUCAUCGAUGCACAGCAAAAAGGAAGGCAGUAGUGGCUCCCCUGCCUCUGGUGAUGCUCAGCAAAGUGUUAAGAAGCAGAGGGAGAGGCUAUGCCCGAUCCCCGACGGCCUGCCGAAAUCUCGAGAGGAGAUGGAAGAGGACGAGAGGGCUAGGAUGCCUGAUUCAUCCUAUACUAGGUUGCUUAGAACUAAAGGGAGGCUUCCUGCUUGGUACUCUCUUGCUCCUGACCAUGAAACUGAUUGAUCGAUUUUGCCCUCUGCUGCUGCUUUCUUUCAUCGGUUGCCUGCCUCCAUGUAAAUAUAUAGGUAUUCGUUUUGCGUAGGUGAGUUUUCUUUUGGAAUUUGUUGGCCCAACUGCUCAAAUUUUCUUUUGAUGUUGUAUACUUAUAGCACUUUAUGCUCGUUGUGCCGACUAUGUCAUUGUACUUCAAGCGGGGAGCUCUCUGUGAUUUAAGUGUUGGCUUUUCUAAGAGUGCCUAGAGAAAAGCUUUCUUUGUUAUCAAACUUUGAUCCUAGUUCUCUGAAACAAUCCUGCCCCUACUGAUGAGUUCUUUUGAUACUGGUUUUGGUCUUGAAUCUAAUUAAUGUCUUUUUGAUUUCGACUCGAUUUUAUAGCCGAAUGAUAGUGAAUGAAUCGUAUAUACUUUUCAUCAAGCAUGGAGCUAGGGUUGCAAUUGAGUCGAGUCAGGGUGGUCGACCUAGACCUAGCUUGAGCUUGGCUCCUAGAAAUGAUACGAGUUCUAGCUCGAUUAUGUGACAUUCAGGUCUGGAAAGCUAGUUCAACCUUGACGUGCUUAAUAAAAUUUUAGGUCAAAACUCGACUUCAUAAACUAGCAUGGAGCCCCAGCCACCUGGUUGGACCUCUUCCUGUCAAACAUCAUCCCUUCCAGCUCACCAAUCCCCAUCUUGAAACCAGUUUAGGGCGCAGCGGAUGUGAUUUGCCAGCACGUCCUGGUCUAGCUUUCGAGGAAAUCGAGUCACGGACAGCAGGGGCAGCCUUUGCAGGUUGAGGAGACUGGGACAUCGACUUCUGUAUAGAAAUUCCAUAACCUCUUGCUCUUGGGCGGACUGCCCCAACACUCUUCUUACCAUCAUCUACCACUUUCGCCUUCCCUUUUUCAGCCGUUGUGUAGCGGCGAGUUUGCUGUCCAACACUACCACCUCGAGCAGGAAGUCCAUUUUGACCUUGGUUCUGGCCACCUAACGUGCUCUGUUCCCCACCAAGUCCAGCUGUCAUAGAUUGCUGAGUUCUUGCAGCGGAUGAGAUCACUUUCCUGUUCAAAAUGGCCUCAACGCCCAACAAGUAUGGGUCUGCCCCAAGGCCAUCAUCCAUCUCUGCCUCAGGCCCCAAAGUCAUGUAACCUAAUAAAUGAAAAGUUGUAAGACAUACAUAAACUGAAAAUGUACUAUUUGAUUCUUGUUGAAGAAUUGUGUGAUUAGAGGAACUCACUUAGUUGAUUCAUAAAACUAGGUAUAUCAUGAUGGUUCACUUUGUAAAUAAUUACAGUUAUUAAUUAAUUCGAUGAUUGAUUGUUGCGGUGGAUAGUCCUAUGAUUUUGAGAUAUUUUAGUAUUUUCUCUCUUUAAUUCAAAAAAUACAUACGCAUUGUUGUGGUCUAGUUGGUUUGGGAUAUUGAUACAUGAUAAUAGGAGUAUACUAACUGUCAUUUACGACUUUAUCAUUGUUUUCACAAAUUACCACCCACAUACCAUAGUGGUAAAGUAUGGUAAUUUUUGAUCUAGUAUUUUUUUCACUCAGAAAUUUAUAGAUCCAAUAGAUCAUGAUGAACUCGUUCCUUCUAAGCAAAUGUUUUCAAAAACGACUUAAAAAUGAAGAAAUUACCAUAUGGUAUGUAGUUGGUAAAAAAAAGUUUCUCGAAAUAUAUUGAAAAUUGAUAUCAUUUCCAUCUGUGCAAAAAAAUUUGAAAUUCGAGUUAGAACGAAGAAGAUAAGAACCGAUUAAGAAAACUAGGGAAAAUAAAUUGCUUUUAGAUCUGAAUUUUCUGGACCACUUAGAUUUAAAGGUUCAGAUUUAGUUAUUUAUAUCCUAAGCCCUGGCUUGCGAUUGGCCAAGUCGUUCGCAGGAUUUUCAAUAGCACUCCGUGUGUCUUCUCUGAUCUUCCUAGGUUGUCCGACUGGUGAUUUACCCAAGUCUCCAUCGACGCGCUCCCCGUCUUUCGCUGCUAUGUUUCCACCUAACUUCUAGCCCCUCGAUUCUGAUCGGGUUCGCAUCACCAUCUCAAUUACAUGUUCCACAAUUCCAAUUACCAUUCUGCAGUCUUUGUACAUUCUAAUUUCACUUCUGCGUUUGUCAAAUUCCUACCUUCUCAAUUGUAAUUUAUUCCUACUAACAACCCUGUUCUAGAGAUGUAGGGCAAAAUCAGUAAAAAUGUAAUCGAAUUGUUAUUGGUAUGCUUCAACAUUCAGAUGUUAAAAUGGAUACGUAAUCUUUCUUAAGAAUCAAACAGUGAAGACGAAGUAUGUACAACUUGGAUUAGAACAGCUAUGAGAAAUGGAAUUCUGCUGCUUUCGUUCUUAACCAUCUCUUAAUCUUGCCUCAAUAUAUAUCUUUCAGAAUGAUUUUGAUUCCUUUGUUCUUUUAGCAACAUAUCUGCAAGGAGAAAAGGGAGUGAAUAACAUGGGAAUAGUCCAUGAGAGAGCACAUUGACAAGCAUGGCAGCAGUGGAGGAAGUGAAUGCACCCGGUGGAGCAGUUUAGAGUUCAUGAUAUGACCACUUCUCUUCUGAGUAAUUUCAGAAACUAAACUCUUUAAGCUUGAUAGUAACAACAUGGAAGAAGUUUCAGUGGCCAAAAUAAUAUUUUGAAUUUAUUUGUUAGAGAAUCACUCUAUAUCAUCAAUUUAUUUGAUACUAUGGCCAAUUUAUAUUGCUUGACAUGAUUCCACAAAACCUGUAAGAAAAUGAAGGUGCAGUGCUCUUUUUUUUUCCCCCUGCAAAAGGACUAGAUUUUUUGUUCAGGGAGAUCCCCACCGUCGAAGGCAAGUUGGAUUUGUUGAAAAUUGAAAUUUUAGUUAGAAACUACCAAUCAGGGUUUGUAUGCAAUUACAUUUUUAUGGCUGUUUGUUGUUUCUAUGCUAUUACUUGAUUCUUAUUCUUUGUUACUCUGCCUUUCAUAUCUGCAGGUUCAAGAUUACUGCCCCUGGUGCAGGUAUUGGUGUUCACUUUUGCUUACUAUGCUAUAAAUGUAAUGCAACUGC